Entrophospora candida is the source of this 1050-nucleotide messenger RNA. NCBI's taxonomy places the organism in Eukaryota, Fungi, Glomeromycota, Glomeromycetes, Entrophosporales, Entrophosporaceae. The record is from the annotation of a GenBank genome assembly.
AUGGAUACAAAGAAAGAUUAUCCAGUUUCUUUAGUUUCUCUUGGUUCUUUAAAAGAAUACUUGCAUUUUGGUGAUUUUUCUCAAUAUUGGUGGGAAACCAGACAAACUGAUAAUAAUUUUGCUUUAUAUCCUAUUAGAAUAAACAUGAAAACUUUAGUUAUUCUUAAUAAAACACAAUUUUUUGUUACUGUCAUUGAAGGUAAUAAAGACUGUUUAAAUAAGCCAGGUUAUAUGUGUGAAGCAAAUGGUUUAGCAAGUGAUGUUUUUGAUAAUUCUUCAGCAGCUAUAAAUUCAUUAUAUAAACAGUUGUUUACUUCUCAAGCAAAAUAUUCUGGUCCUCUUAUUACUGGGCACAAUAAGCCAGAAAUUAAUAAACAAUUGUUAACAGAAGAUAUAACAUUUCAUCCAUUCAAUUGUAUCUAUGAUAAAUUUACAAUAUUUAUUUAUGGAAUUGGUGCAUCUUCAGAUGAUGAAUUAUAUUAUGCAGGCCCAGGGUUUAAAUCAUCUUUUAUUUGCAAAAUAGGGUCUAAGAAAAAAAGUACUUUAUUUGUACAAGAUAUAAAAAAUAAUAAUUCCACAGUAAAAAUUUAUCAAGAUAAUAAUUUGAUGUCUACACAUGUUGGUAGUGAUCCAAAUGAUGUAUGGGAAAAGAUUGGAUAUUUAAAAAAUUAUAAAGGCAUUGACUUGUUUGGCAUCAAUCAACCCCAAGUUCAAUCCUUUAUUCAAACAAUGCAUAUACCUAAAUGCUUACCUGAAGAAUGGAAUAAUGUUAAUAAAAUGGAAACUUUGUGGAAUUAUCAUCUACGAAAAUGUACAUUGGCUUCAGUGCAAUGGAGUGAAUUUUUCAUUAAAUGGCAAAGUGAAAAAAAUUCUUCAGGAUUUUUGAGUCCACAUCCACUACCUAAACAGGAUGCUAAUGAUGGAGAAGUUUUUUGGGAUUGUUUUCAUCAAUCAUUACAAGCCAAUAAAAAAGGAUAUAAUGGGAAAAAAAGAAUCCUUUCUAUAAUAGCAGAAAAAUUUUCUUAUAAAACUUUGAUGGGUAAAUUAGGG